Phytophthora infestans T30-4 is the source of this 1716-nucleotide messenger RNA. RefSeq names its product proline oxidase, putative. Gene Ontology annotation, molecular function: FAD binding; proline dehydrogenase activity. The record is from RefSeq and is a predicted model, not a curated record. NCBI's taxonomy places the organism in Eukaryota, Oomycota, Peronosporomycetes, Peronosporales, Peronosporaceae. The transcript has a single exon. The coding region runs from base 1 to 1716 and encodes 571 amino acids. Gene Ontology annotation, cellular component: mitochondrion.
AUGCUACGCCAGGCCACCGCGCGACUGCCAAAACCGGCCGCCGCCAUGGCCCGCAGUAGCUUGAAGCGCUCGGCGGCCGCGGCGCUCUCGUCGUCGGCCUCGCCUCGACCUUCAUCGACCGCGCCCACGGCUGCCGUAUCUCCCAUCGCCGCGCAUGACCACUCGACGCUGGAUCAGAGCAAGCAGACAUCGCUGGCCGACGAGUUUCACGACACUGAGCGCAUUCACGCCACCAAGACAACACCCGAGCUCGUCCGCGCCUACGGUGUCUACUUUAUGUCGCAGUUCCGCCCCCUGGUCCAACACAGCGGAGAUCUCCUCGAGAUCUCGUACAAGUUCCCGGGUGCCAAGUUCACAGACACGCUGCCGCCCGCGACCUUCUUCGGCCAUUUCCGCCCCGGCGAGGAAGUGAACGAGAUCCGCCCCGUGAUCCGAAAGCUCGAGACGGCCGGCAUCGGUGCCAUCCUUGACUUCGCUGCCGAGGCCGACGUCGAGCAACCGCGUGACCUAAAUGGCGUUGACCAGAACUUGGUUUCGGCCCGUACCUACGCCUACGAUGGCGAGGCGGCCUGCGACGCCAACGCGGCCAUCUCGCGCCACGCCAUCAUUGACGCCAGUGAGGCCGCAUCAACCGGCGAGCCUGCUUUCGUCGCCAUCAAGUGUACGGCGCUGGGCAAGCCGGAGCUGCUCAUGCGCAUGUCAGCCAUUAUCGUGCAGGCUCAGCUACUGUUCCACACACUGGACGGCCCCAACCUUUCUCGCGCCAAGUCUCGCUACCUCGAUUGCAUGAUCGACUACCCCACGCUCAGCGCCGGUCUUCGCAACGCCGGCGUGGACGCCACUGAGGAGGAAAUCCAGAAGCUCUUCAAUGAGCUCGACCAAUCGUCCGGCGACGGCGUGAUCGACUACGUGGACUGGGUGAGUUUUCUCGACCCGUUCGACUUGACCAUGGGCCCUCUAACCCAGUUCAUCGAGGAGGAGCCGCUCUCAGAUAAAGAGAAGACUCAACUGCGCAACAUGAUUGCGCGUCUCGAGUCGCUGGCCAAUGACGCGGCCGAACGUGGCGUGAAGCUAAUGGUCGAUGCUGAGCAGACCUACAUGCAGCCGGCGAUCGACCAUCUCACACUGAACCUCCAGCGUAAGUACAACCGUGACGGCGCGGACGUCAUUUACAACACCUUCCAGUGCUACCUCAAGAUGUCGAGCGACCGCAUCGACAUCGACCUGGAACGUGCUCGUCGUGAGAAGUUCCGCUUCGCAGCGAAGUUGGUGCGCGGCGCCUACAUGGUGCAGGAACGCAAGCGUGCCCGCGACAAGGGAUAUGCCGACCCGAUCCAUGACUCUAUUGAGGACACACACACUAACUACAACGCUCAGGUGACCAAGCUGCUGCACAACAACAACCUGGCCAGCUUCAUGGUGGCUUCGCACAACGAGCAGUCGGUGGUGAACACUGUGCAGCAGAUGCAGGACAUUGGCAUCAGUCGCGCGACUGGUGGUGUGUACUUUGGCCAGUUACUGGGCAUGUGCGACCACGUGUCGUACACGCUAGGUGCCAACGCCUACAAGGUGUUCAAGUACGUGCCGUACGGUCCUAUUCACGAGGUGCUGCCAUACCUCAUUCGUCGUGCCCAAGAGAAUUCGGGCUUGAUGAGUGGUGCGCAGCUGGAGAUGCGCAUGCUGAGCACGGAGAUCAAACGUCGCAUGUUUGGAUGA